Ahaetulla prasina is the source of this 2125-nucleotide messenger RNA. It is a transcript of the gene CHID1, whose product is annotated as chitinase domain containing 1. The coding region runs from base 809 to 1984 and encodes 391 amino acids. The record is from RefSeq and is a predicted model, not a curated record. Gene Ontology annotation, molecular function: chitin binding; oligosaccharide binding. Gene Ontology annotation, biological process: carbohydrate metabolic process. The transcript has 13 exons. Lineage: Eukaryota; Metazoa; Chordata; Lepidosauria; Squamata; Colubridae. Gene Ontology annotation, cellular component: extracellular region.
ACUUAAAAAGAAUUGUGCCAGUGUAACAAAUCCAGAUUCUGUGGAAUUUGUAUACAGGAAUUGAAAUGGAUACCUCUCUUACAGAUGUCAAAUAAAUCCUUAUAAAAUGUCAAAUAAAUGUCAAAUAAAUCCUUAUAAAAAUUCUGCAAAAUCCUCUUGGAUCAUUGUACUUUGUAUUUUCAGGGCUUUUCCUUUCAGGUUUUGACUUUUACAUAUUGGAUUACUAAGUAUCAGUUUGAAGAAUGUUGCAAAAAUAUAAUUUACCCAUUUGGUAUUAUAAUGAAUGAAAUAAUGUAAACCAUUUUAUUAGAACUGUUGGCCAGUAAAUUGGGUGAGAGAUGAAAGAGUGGGCUGUGCCCAUUGUUGCACACUACAUUCACAUUAAUAUAAUUUGCUGUGAACCAUCAGAUUUUGCAUUGAAAAUAGUUCCACUGUUUUUAAAGUGUAUCAGUGCAUAUUUCAGAAGAGGGAAGGCCCCAAUGAAGACAAUGCUUGAAAACUCAUUGUUUUGAUAGCACCUUUUAAAUUAAAGUGUUUUCUAAAACCUUAUCCAAUUAAUUAAAGUUUGAAGCCCUUUAUUGGGUGCUAUCUGACUUCCACAACAGUCUAUAAUUUCCAGACAAUUGACUUGAGUAAAUCUGUCAGAGCGGAAACAUUAGUUGUAAUGGAUUUUAAAAGAUAACAGAUUGAUUUAACUAUACAGCCUUUGUUGAUUUAGAGCUAUAAAAGUUUAUGCCACAGUAAUUACUCUACUGAGGCUUGCAAAAAAAAUUUCAGAAGACGUUAGACUCGAAUAACUAAAGUUGCCAUGAAAUGUAUCUGCAUUGGUCUUGUUUUUAUCCUGGCUUCUCAGUUCGUUGAUGCUACAUUGUCAAAGACAGAUUUGAAAAAAGCUUCCUCAAAAACACUGGAGGAAAAGACUCGUCAUUCGAAUCGAACAGUACAGGAACGUGGUCUAGUAGUUACUGAUCUAACAGCAAAGGAUAUUGUCCUCGAACACAAAAGCUAUUGCGCUACAAAAGGACGUGAACACUCCUUCAAGGGAGAAACUUUGGGCUACAUUACACCUUGGAAUAGCCAUGGCUAUGAUAUUGCUAAAACAUUUGGAAACAAAUUUACAACAAUUUCGCCAGUCUGGCUGCAGGUGAAGAGAAGAGGAAAGGAGAAGUUCCAGGUCACAGGGCUCCAUGAUGUUGACCAAGGUUGGAUGAAAGAAGUUAAGAGAAAUGCCAAGAACAUCAAAAUAGCCCCACGGAUUUUAUUUGAAGACUGGUCUUAUCACGAUUUUGAAACCGUAUUUGGCAGUGAGGAUGAGAUAGAAGAGCUUUCUAAUACUAUGAUUCAAAUAGCCAAGAGUGAAAACUUCGAUGGUUUUGUCCUUGAAAUAUGGAAUCAGCUAGGAAAUCAAAAACAAAUGGAUCUGAUUCACUUGCUCACUCACUUCUCUGAAGCUUUCCAUGAGGCACAACUUAAACUAAUGCUUGUCAUUCCUCCUGGUGUUAUGCCAGGAACUAACGAGUUGGGAAUGUUUACCAAGAAAGAAUUUGAUCAGCUGGCCCCAGUGGUGGACAGUUUCAGCCUCAUGACAUAUGAUUAUUCAUCCCAAUUGGGGUCUGGCCCCAAUGCCCCACUGCCUUGGGUGCAAGCUUGUAUUGAGAUGCUGGAUCCAGAAUCCAAAUGGAGAAAAAAAAUUCUUCUGGGGCUGAAUUUUUAUGGCAUGGAUUAUUCAAGUAAUAUAAGAGACCCCAUAGUUGGCAACAGAUAUAUUGAAAUAUUAAAAGAGCACAAGCCUAAAUUAGUCUGGACUGAAAAAAUUGCUGAACACUACUUGGAAUAUAAAAAAAGUAAAGGAAACAAGCAUAUAGUCUUCUACCCAACUUUGAAGUCCAUUCAACUGCGGUUAGAACUUGCAAAGCAACUGGGCACAGGAAUCGCUAUCUGGGAAUUGGGCCAAGGCUUGGAUUAUUUUUAUGAUUUGCUUUAAAAAAGUGUUCUUUUCUUCACUGACCAUUCAUCUUCAGUCAAAUGAAGGGGGUCGAUGUGGGGAGGACAUUUAUUUUGGGGCGGUGGCUAUGUAAUUUAUAUGAAACCUGCUUCAGACUUUCCAAUAAAGAAUAUCUUUUGA